Molecule: messenger RNA, 2990 nt
Organism: Pecten maximus
Lineage: Eukaryota; Metazoa; Mollusca; Bivalvia; Pectinida; Pectinidae
Exons: 2
Coding region: 521-1333 (270 amino acids)
Source: RefSeq, a predicted model, not a curated record
GGAUAUAGGGCAUGGCAGACAGACACUUACUAUAAGCUCGUAAGUUGGACAUGGACGAUGGUUCGUCGAGGACAUGUUUGACUUGUGGCAACCGCACAGGCUAAUAGAUGCCACAUUGAUAAAAAAGUUGUUACAAUUGAAUCCAACAUGGCAAUUUAUUGAAUCAUUUAUGUAAGUUGCCACCUAGCUAAUCAUUGAUGCCAACAUGCCACUCUGAAUUAUGGAAUGCUGUACAAUCAUGCGUUGUCAUAUCAACAUGUGUUAAGUCUUAUGCUAAAUAUGCCAACGUAUGUUAAACAUUGUGAUGCCACUCCUAUGUUCUGUGCUUGAGAUUCCACACUGUUUAUCGCGGGUGGCAUCGUACCACGCAGCUGAAAAAUGACACGACAUUCGUGGAACUCUACACUUCUGUGAUCAGCGACUACCUUGGGAUACACGGCUCAUGUUCCCGUCCAUUUCCUAGAUCUUCGAUCACUGGAAUAUGCCACUGACGUAACGUGUGGCCACUGUACAGGACUUUAUGAUGGGGAUACAUAUGCCUAGGAUGCGCUCCAGUUCUGGACACUGCUGCCUAUGUGUCGUAGGGGUGUUCAUGUUUCUUGCGGGGAUUAUUAUGGUAUCCAUAGGAGUGUGUCUCAUCUUGAAUUAUGGAUUAUUCGAUUCUGCAUUGCUUCCUCCAGAACUUCAAAAUGAUGAAGGCAAAAAAAUCAUUGGUAUAGUGUUGACAGUUUCGGGAUUGGCUGCUGCUAUUAUAAGUAUAUCUGUGAGUUCUUUUUAUUUGUGUACAAAAAGUAAGACACCGUCAGUACAACCUCAUCAGCUUUCUGCUUUACCUAAUAGUUCACGUUCUACCUCUAAGGGAGCCCACGUUGCUCGCAACGGUGCUAUAGAGAAAAGCCGAGGACCAGGGGCAGAGACGACUAAAGUUUCCUCCAUGCAUUCAAAUCCAAUGCCUGUAAAUACUCGCAUGAGGAAAAAGAUGAAGCGUAAUAAAUUGGGAUUAAAAAACAAAAUUCGUCUCGAGGGUAUCCAGGAGGAUAGUCUUUCACGUAAGCAGUCUGAACAUGACAUGUCAGCCAUGGCUGCUAUGGCCAUGGAGGAGGACACACCCAGGAGUGAUAGCCAAGAGGUAAAUAAUGGGGCUUCCAUGGGUGUUGACAAUCCAGUCUUCACUAUAGAUGGGGCGGAAGACUAUCCAGAUACUCUCAAAGUUGCAGAAUCUGAUGUGGCUCAAGACAAUUCCUCAUCAGAGAGUGGGUACACAGAUUCCGUAAAUACAGGGUCAAUCGACAAAGACGAUUUUGAGGAUCAAGUUAAAAUAUUGACACAGUGAGUCUCUCCUCAUAAUAAUGACCAGGUUUCCAAUUACUUAACAAGCUGCUGAAGGAUAUAUAUAUAACGAAGUGCAAGUUAUUUUAAAGUCUCAUUAAUAUUUUUUCAGUGUUCAACUAAGAGCAAUGCUGCUGAAGAGUGAAGAUGAAUGUUGUUAUUCUUGUGUGUUGCAUUUGUGUUUAUGAUAAUGUGUAUCGACAGGUUCCGGAUUCCUAUACAUGUGUAUACUAUAUAGAUUGCACUGUCAACAAUUGCUGUAAGUAUUGUUCAAUGCCUAUGCAUCUGUAAAUUCUGACAAACUUUUGACAGAUUCAUGUGAUUACUGCAGAUUCAAUGAUGUUGAAGAGAAGAGAUGAAAGAACCUGUCAAAAUGGCACCAUAAAUAUAUUUAUAUAUAUAUAUGAAGGUGACAGUAGGUAAAUAUGUUUAAAUAUUCUAAAAAUAUCUCUACCAAACCUUCUUCAGAAAAGAGUAUCUUUUCACUUCUAAUUUUACAAUGCAAUAAGUGUUUAUAAUUCAUAAAAAAUGGCAUUUUGUCAUCUCAUUUUUCUAAACCACUCUCUGUAUACUGUAUACCAUUGUAUAAUUCAGAUAGGAAUUCCCUACUGGUAUUCAGUUGACUCUAAACAUUUAGCAAUUUCUGAAAAAAUCUUUUCCAAAAAGGAAAUGUUAAAAAAAAAACCCAAUUAAAUAUUGACAUGCAUACCUCAUAUCCGUUCAAGCUCAAGAGACCAUACUAGUUUUGGAGAGUCAAUAACUGUCAGGCUGUUGUAGGGUCAACUGAAGGCCUCUGCCCUCAAUGAUUGCUUAUAUACCACUUAUAUGUACAAGAUGAUUUUGUUUUUUAAUUAACGGACGCAAUUCUGUAAUAAGACGGAUCUACAGUCUCUGACCAUCGUAUAUCGUGUAUAUGAAUCAUCACACAUGAAAUACAGCCUUCACAAUGCAUGAAUUUAUUUUAUAGAAAUCAUAAGAAUCUACAAAGCAUCAGAGCCUUCUGAAUUAAUUACCGUAUAGCGGGAAAUUUUAGCGGGGCUUUAAUUUGGCGAUUUGGCGGGUCCGUAUAUAGAUCGCCAAAAUUUAACCCGUCACAUUUUAACACCGCCAAUUAAAAAGACGCGAAAAUUUCAAUUUUGCCAUUAGUUUCCGUUCCGAUCGCCAUUUACCUUUGAUAACUCCAGAGAGUAACGACUGGUGUGUAACGUUGGUUGUUGCCUUGCACCUGUCGGCCAAAAUGCUGAUAGGUAUAUAUGAAUAGCUAUAGCUAGUGAACAACUACUCACGAUACAUGUAUAACAAUACAAGUAUGACAUAUAUCGCAUCAUAAUUAUUUUUUGUGAAAACAAAGCCAUCUACCCUUACCAUUCAAUGGACUGAUGUUAACACUUUACCUGUAUACUCAUUGUUUAACAUACCUGUACGUAUACACAUCAUACAAUAGAUGACCACGUCGAUAGCAUACGGUUGAUUAAAUUCUCUUUAUCUGUUGCUUGUACACAUACCCAUAUAAACACUAAUUUGACAACACACUUCAUCAGCAUGGAUAGAAUGUAUGGGCAUAACAUAAUUAUCUAUAUAUACCGGUAGGUAAUAUAUAUGCUCAACGCCAAAUUAAAACCCUAGAUUUAAUGGAAAUCGCUAAAUUUUAACUCGCCAAA